Molecule: messenger RNA, 1977 nt
Organism: Solenopsis invicta (red fire ant)
Lineage: Eukaryota; Metazoa; Arthropoda; Insecta; Hymenoptera; Formicidae
Product: glucose-fructose oxidoreductase domain-containing protein 1
Exons: 3
Coding region: 190-1350 (386 amino acids)
Molecular function (GO): nucleotide binding
Source: RefSeq, a predicted model, not a curated record
CGAUCGCCGUUGGCGAAUGUGGGUGCGUGCGUGUUGGCGAAGGGAAGGAAGGGAGACCGGGGCGACCCUCGGGCGGGCUCGGUGCACUUCGUUUAAUCAAUGAUAAUCGCCGGUCAUCGACGUUGAAACGUUAAAUUCAAGUAGAGAAUAAAGGAAAGUAAGAGCGUCGAGUAUUUUCACGUGCUCAAAAUGACGUUACCUGGCAUUGGGGUGUUCGGCACGGGUAGCAUCGUCAGGAUCAUCAUACCUUUCCUGAGAGAGAAGGGCUUCAGAAUCGAGGCUAUAUGGGGUCGCACACUGGCUGAGGUCUCGGAAGUGGCAAGUGAUCUUCAAAUACCAUUUCACACCAGCCGCAUAGAUGACGUUCUCCUGAGGAAGGACGUGGACCUAAUCUUUAUAAUGUGCUCGCCAAGCUUACAUUCCCAGAUCGCUGUCAAGGCUCUGGGCAUAGGAAAGCAUGUUGUGUGUGACAAACCUGCUGGCUUGAGUCAGAGCGAAGCACUGAAGAUGGUGCGAGCUGCACAGUAUUAUCCCUCGCUGAUAAGCAUAGUCAAUCACAGCCUAAGGUUCCUACCAGCUUUUGUGCACAUGAAGAAAGCAUUGGAAGAUGGAUAUUUGGGUGGACCUGUUACAGUCAUAGAAGUACGAGUGCAUAUGGGAAGUUUAUUGCACAAUGGGUACGAUUGGCUAUGCGAUGAUACGAUGGGUGGAGGGAUCCUGGCAUUGGUGGGCAGUCAUGUUAUAGAUUUGAUUUUUCAUUUGAUGGGUCAACGAGCGUCGAGGGUACACGCCGUUGUGAGGACGUUUACUCAAACAACCAAGUAUAUUAAUGGCAUCAGACACGUCACGUCGCCAGAUUUUUGUAGCUUUCAAAUGGAGUUGAGCGGCGGUACUUUGGUAACGGCUACUCUUAGCAAUCACCUGCAAGGGCAGCUCUCCCAAGAGGUGCUGAUAUGUGGUGGUGGAAAUCAUUUAAUUGUGCGAGGCGGAGAUUUGUACGGAUGUCGCGGUGAACAAGAGGAAAUUCUGUAUCGUGAUACGGAUGAUUUGCAAGGGAUAUCCUUGCCGAUCGCAGACUCUAUACCUAGGCCUUACAUUAAGGGACUAAGAAAGAUGAUUGCGGCGCUGAGGGAAGCUUUUCAAUUAGUGGAGGAUAAAAGAGGCUGGAUUAAAGAACCGGUGUUUUCUGCUUCUACAUUUGAGGAUGGCCUAUACGUACAGGCGGUUAUCGACGCGCUGCGGCAAAGUAAUAAACAGCGUGGAUGGGCCAAAGUCAACAUUCUGACAGAAGAACCGGAUCCGAAUCCCUUGUUGAGCGCUGCUGUCAGAGCUACAGCCAUCUCGAUAUAAGAAUUUGCUUCGCAAAGGCUUUUUAUUAUGAAAAACUCUGCUGUACUGCUAUUUGAUUAAUGUACAUAAAAAUUGUACAUUGAUAUAUUAAUUACGUGAAGUAAUUUUUAAGGCAGCUAUCUCAUCGAUUUUUAAUUUUCUAUCAUUUGAUUAAUUUAUUAUUACUAAGGCUCGGAAGUUUGUGCUACAUCCCGUGUAGCACGCUAGGCACCGUUGCGUGUCAAUUAUGUUCAUGCAUGCGUGUGUUAUGUUCGACAGACCGCGCGGUAGACGAGAAUUGACUAUGCAAACAUUACUUGUACACAACGUGCAACAUAGGGUUUUGAAUUUCCGGGUCCUAAUCACUUAUUUAAUCUGAUUCAUUUUCGCGCAAGAAAAACGUUGUGUAAUUUUAUUAUUUCAUUGUACAUAUACGUAUCCAUGUAUAAAAAUAUUUAUAUUUAUAAAUGUUGGUUGUGCUUAAGUAUUGAUUCAAUACAUAUAUGGGAUGACAAAUUAAAGAUGUUACAGAGAGAUAAUUUUCUAUGAAAAAAGAUUUGGCUUAAAAAGAUUUAGCAUCUUUAAUUUUCCAUUUUGUAUAUAUGUAUGAUUAAUAAUAAAUAUUUGUAUAAAUUAUGUAAUCAUAAA